AUGAAUGUUUACGGCACACCAAAGUCUGGAUUGUCAGCCCGUGACCUUGGUAAUGUCUGUAACCGUGUUAUUCAGCAGAAAUGGAAGAAGGAGUUCACUCUGGAGUUCUCCCGUGAUCGCAAAUCGAUGUCGUCAUACUGUAUUCCGGCGACAGGUGGAUCAGGUGCUAAGAUGUUCGUAAAAGGCGCCCCAGAAGGAGUCCUUGGCAGAUGCACUCAUGUACGAGUGAACAACCAAAAAGUACCGCUCACGCCUGCAAUGACACAAAAGAUUGUCGAAAAAUGCGUGCAGUACGGUACUGGACGAGACACUCUCCGUUGCCUCGCUCUGGGAACUAUUGAUAACCCGGUCACACCGAGUCAAAUGAAUCUCGAAGAGGCGUCACAGUUCAUCAAGUACGAGCGCGACAUAACUUUUGUCGGUGUUGUUGGUAUGCUGGAUCCUCCACGUACUGAGUCAUUCACUGGAAGAGAAUUCGACGAUCUCCCACCUGAGCAGCAAUCAGACGCUUGCCGACGAGCAAAACUUUUCGCUCGAGUAGAACCUGCCCAUAAAUCGAAAAUUGUCGAUAUUCUGCAAAGUCACGGAGAGUGGAACCACCAGCGGACCUUGCAUUGCAGAAGAAAAGACUCUGAAAGUUGA
This is a messenger RNA of Cooperia oncophora, 642 nucleotides long. The record is from the annotation of a GenBank genome assembly. NCBI's taxonomy places the organism in Eukaryota, Metazoa, Nematoda, Chromadorea, Rhabditida, Trichostrongylidae.